AUGGUUCGAAAUAUCGUUGUCAUUGGGGGCACAUCCCACCCUCAACUGACGCAGUCGAUUUGCGAUAUUCUCGGGAUUCCUCCAGCCGACGUACUUCUGUCAAAGUUUUCUGUCGGUGAGACGAGGGUGGAGAUCAAAGAAUCGGUGCGUGGGAAGGACGUAUACAUACUUCAAUCUGGCGGCGGGAAAGUCAACGAUCAUCUCUUGGAACUGCUCAUCACCAUCUCGGCAUGCAAAACCGCGUCCGCCCGCAGAGUCACCGCCGUUCUCCCGCUUUUCCCAUACUCCCGCCAGAGCGACAUCCCUUACAACAAGGCCGGAGCUCCCCUCGUCAAGUCGUCGGUCGAAGCAAAGCAGUCUAAUGGCUAUACUUUCGAGAGUACUCCUCCGACCCCUCACCCAGGAAGGUCCGAGGCUGGUGGCUAUAUGAGCGGUGUGAGUGUUGACAAUCUUCAAAGGAGUCUGGCAAAGGCUCAGCUAGAGGACUCUACCGGGAGCCCAGUGAAGAAGCGGCAGCCCAACGGGCUUACCCGCAGUGACACUCUGGAAUCCCUCAAGUCCGAUAGCAGCAAGUCCACGCUUCCAAACGGCAGCGUAGACGAGAGCCAGAACAAAAUCGACAAAUUCCAGCCGCGUCCCGGAUACAAGCAAUGGGUCGCUCAAGCGGGUACCCUUGUAGCUGAUCUGCUCACCUGUGCUGGCGCGGACCAUAUCAUCACGAUGGACCUUCACGAUCCCCAGUAUCAAGGCUUCUUCGACAUUCCCGUUGAUAACUUGUAUGGACGCCCACUUCUGAAGAAUUACAUCAUGCGCAACAUCCCAAACUACAAGCAAACUGUCAUCGUGAGUCCUGAUGCAGGCGGAGCCAAGCGAGCGACCGCGAUUGCGGACUCAAUGGGCGUGGAAUUUGCUCUGAUUCACAAGGUAUGCUAUUCCAAUGAUCCUGCAUGA
Aspergillus calidoustus is the source of this 951-nucleotide messenger RNA. NCBI's taxonomy places the organism in Eukaryota, Fungi, Ascomycota, Eurotiomycetes, Eurotiales, Aspergillaceae. The record is from the annotation of a GenBank genome assembly.